This is a messenger RNA of Chinchilla lanigera (long-tailed chinchilla), 3862 nucleotides long. RefSeq names its product family with sequence similarity 19 (chemokine (C-C motif)-like), member A3 (gene Tafa3). The record is from RefSeq and is a predicted model, not a curated record. Gene Ontology annotation, molecular function: receptor ligand activity. Lineage: Eukaryota; Metazoa; Chordata; Mammalia; Rodentia; Chinchillidae. Gene Ontology annotation, biological process: neuroblast differentiation; positive regulation of microglial cell activation; negative regulation of microglial cell activation.
CCAGGCCGGAGCGACCCGGUGCCUGGAGCCCGGCCGCGGGGCCGGCGAACCGAGCUUGGCCAGAGUCCCGCCGCCUCGCGGUCUCAGUAACUGGGUGGCCGAGGGGACAGAGCUCCGGACUAGACAGCACCUAAGUUGUCCGCUCCCGCCGGGCGGCCUUUCGGAGCCGAGGUCCCGGCGCAGAGGCAGGAAGAAGCUCAGGACCGGCAGGCUGGGCCAGUGCGGCCGCGCCGGGGCAGGUGGGGUGAGUCCAAGGCCAGCAGAUGAACAGACAGAGACUGAAGGAUCCUGAAGAAGGAUGAGCUGGAGGGGCAUGUGGAACUGGCGCCCAGGUGGCUGGCUGCUGGCAUUGUGCCUGGCCUGGCUGUGGACCUACCUGGCCUUGGCAUCCUUACAGCCUCCAACUGCCACAGUCCUGGUGAAGCAGGGCACCUGUGAGGUGAUUGCCGCUCACCGCUGCUGCAACCGGAACCGCGUUGAGGAGCGCUCCCAGACGGUCAAGUGCUCCUGCUUUUCCGGCCAGGUGGCUGGCACUACGCGGGCAAAGCCCUCCUGCGUGGAUGCCUCCAUCGUCCUGCAGAGGUGGUGGUGUCACAUGGAGCCGUGCCUGCCAGGGGAGGAGUGCAAGGUGCUCCCGGACCUGUCAGGAUGGAGCUGCAGCAGUGGACACAAAGUCAAAACCACCAAGGUCACACGAUAGCUCUUGGGGGUCAUGGCUGAGGACAGGCUUGGUUAAGCCCCGGACUGAAGAAUGGCAUUUAGCCACCAGCCAACAAAUAUGGGGACACCUGCUUCAUGCCAGAUGCAACAUCAGUCAUUCCAGGGCAUUUCACUGAAGCUACUUGGCAGAUAUGAUGACUCUCCAACCACAUACCUAGACUACUGCGUGCUUAUGGAGACAAACAAGAAGGUGACAACACAAUUCUUGCUCUUAAGGACUGGCCAGUCAAGCUGGGGAUUUGAUGACUAAUAGUUUAGAUAAUUUGAAGUAUAUAUCAUGGCUUCUGAGCCACCUGUCUGCAGUGGGCCUGGGAGGGGUUUGAAGAUGAGACUUCCAUACCUCUUCAGCCAUCCCUUGACCACAGGGCACAAAGACAAGAGGUCGUAUUCGGCACCUUCUCAUCCCAUCCUUCACAUGAAUCCUGAAUCACCACUACACUGCUAACAAGUUGAAGGAAAGCCCUCUUUUUUAUGCCAGGCAGACGGUAUCUCAGAUGGGAUGGAUUGACUUGGGGAAGGUGAGCAAAGGUGAAGUUGAACAGCAUUUUAGCAAAGCAUCUGCAGAAGCAUAGCAUGGUUUGGGCUGUUCAUUGGGUGUGGGAUGAGUAGGACCUUAGAAUCUCCCUCAAGCCCCUUGGGUUUUUGUUCAUUUGUUUGUUUUAACAGAUGAGGAAACUAAAUUCUAAAGUGCUGAGGUGAUUUGCCCAAGAUCUCACAACCUGGGCUCCCAAAUCUCUCUGAUUGUGCCCUUUCACCAGAGAUGCUGGGUUCCAACCUGGUCCUUCCAUGUUAAUUUUUUUUUCAUGUACUGGACCUGUAAAGUACUGGCAGAGUAGCAGCAAUAUUUUUCUCAGGAAAUGCUGUAGUGGGGACUUUGACCAAAACCAUGUUCUCCUGUCCAAAAUAAUCCAGAACACCUGCACCCCAGGGUGUGAAGUCACUUGGUCUCCACUGUCCCCCUAGCCCCCAAAAUUCCACACAGGUUGAAGCCUAGAGGUCACCCAGGCUACUUAGACUUGGGGAACUCUGAGCUAGUGUCACCAUUGCCUAAGACUGGUCAGAACCCUGUCCCUUCAAAGGCUGUGCUGAGGGAAGAGGCGAAGCAGGCCGGAGCCUUUGUCCAGAACUGACAGCUGGCACCCUAAAUGGCUUGGAGAUAACCCUGGGGCCUCAGAAAAAGAGCCCCAGCCUCCCUGACUGUGAGUGUCCCUAGGACUUUAGGAUAUAGGGCGUCUUUAGUGAUGAACCUGGGAGCUGCUGAAUUCCGACCCAUAGAGAGGGCAAUUCUGAUGACGGUUUGAGGCUGAAUCUGUUUUUCCCUCUUCACCUGCAUCAUCCAGUAGAACCAAAGCUGUUAUUCUCUUGUCCUCACCCACCACAGUGUGCUUUGAUUUUGUUUUUGUUAAUGGAGUGAACAGUGACGUGAGCUUCUCACUCAACUGUAAACAACAGAGCCCUGACAACCGAAAUCUGCGUAUAGUGAGCUCAUGAGGCACGGCAGUCGAGGAGCUGAUCAAAGGCUGUCAUUGCCUUCUUCACGGCUGGGGAAUAGAGGCUGAAAGGAUGGAGCAAGGGGCUGGCCAACUUCUUCUAGAAAGGGCUUAGAUAGUAAAUACGUUAGGCUUUGCAGACCACAGAAGUCUCUGUUGCAUAUUUUCUUCGUUUUUAUUCAAAAAUGCAAGAGCCAUUCUUAGCUCGGGGGAUACACAGAAACAGAUCCUGACUCCUGAACAGAAGUUUGCCAACCCUAGGGAACCCUUGAAGGCACUGCAGUGUGGGACGGCCUCCAGCUCCGGGCCUGCCCUUGGUCAGUCAGUCGGGUGGAAACCUGAGCACAAGGGCUGGGGCAGGUUUUGUUUUUCUUUUAAUGCGCCUGAGAGAUGGGUGAGUGAAUUAUUUAGGCUACAAAUGAGAUAGCUUUAACAGAGUCAGACAGUAAAAACCUGCUCUCUUGGAGGCUAGAAUGUGGGCUUCUCCAUUGCCUCCUCAGCCUUGAGGCUGUGUGCAAGGAGAGGGCUGCAGCCCCCUUGCUCACCUGUCCUCCACAAGCUGCUGGGCCGUGGCUGGGGAGUGAGCGGGGGGAAGGGACGAUACAUAAGGUUCCCUUAUCUGCCAACUACCACCGGCCCCUGCCUCUGCCAACCUGCUGAUUCCCUGACCUUCCCAAACGCCCCUCCUCCCUGCUCACUGAAGGACCUCUUUCCUUUGAUGUGUGAUGGAAUUUGCUGGCUCUUGGUUUUAGUUCUUCAAAGCCUCAUUUCCUCCAGACCUGUUCAGGUAUUUAUUUGGUGGGCUUUGAGGGGUACUUUUUUUUUUUUUUUUUUUAAGACAGGGUCUCCCUAUAGUUCAGGCUGGCCUUAAACUCACAGCGUCUCUUGUUGGGCUUACAGGCAUGAGGCACCAUGCCUGGCUCAAGAGGUAUCCUUUUUAAGAGCAGGAAAGCCCCACAUAAGUUCCCUAGGAUCCUGUUUUCAACUGAACCAAUAUUGGUGUGCACUUUAUAACUAUUACAAUGGCAGUCUAGAAAUGCAAAUUAAUUUCCCUGGAGUGUAGGGUUUCUAGGUUCAUCUGUAUUCUUUUACUACUCUUCAUGGGACAGGAUCUCAGAUUCUCUGAAGUUGACUGUACCCUGUCCCCCUCAGCCUCCGAAGGCCUUAGGAAGGUUACCAACUACAGAUGACGUAGCUAAUUUCUCUUGGCCUCUCGUCAGUUUCAUUAAGGUCUGAAUGACAUCCUCAUUAGUGGCCCCAGACAGUUCACAGAGUUGAGGCUACAGCUUCCUAAAAUCGCAAAGCUUAUGGCUAGAGUCCAGUUAGCUAACUCCCUCAUUUGAUAGAUGAGGCCAGAGUGGCUCAGGGAGGUUAGGGAAUCUGCCCAAAGUCACACCUCAGGCUGGUGGCGUGUCUUGCCCAGUGAUUCAGACAAGUGUUCUUGAUCACAACGUGUUCUUUCCACUACUGCACGUGGCAUCUUAUCCCAGAACAGAGGACAAGCUUGGAAGGAAGCCAGAUUUUAGUGAGGAUGAAUGUGAAAAGGUCUCAUGCUAGAAUCACCCAAGCCUGUGAGUACUCAGGUACAGAAGGAAAAGAAAAGCGUUUGAAGAUACAUACAGAGAAAGAGGGAAGAAGGGAGAAAAAUGGAG